GGCGCGGAGGUUGCGGUAAUUUGUAUGUGCGCUCGAUGCGGUACAACGCGCGUUAUAUACCUCAAUAUACUUCCCAAUGCGGCGAACGAGACCGAGUAACGUGGUGUUCCCAUUGUAAUAACGUACUGCAAAUUUCAGCGACGUGUCAAGUGUAGGAUAGUGCCUUUUAUCAUUAAACGCUUUUUGUUGGUAAAAUGUUUCAGAGAGAAGGAAUAAGACUAAGACAGCAUACGACGAGGAAAGCGUCAACUGAGUUACCUUACGAAAAUAAGGUUGCUUCAAGGAAGCAAGAUAUACUGCCAAAUGAAACUCAACAUCUCCUUUUUGUCCUCACUUUCUUUCUUUUUGUAUCUUUUAUCAUAAUUGUAAUUGAGAAGAAUCUACCUGAUCCGGUAACUAUCAAUACUGAGGGAUUGCAUCCAGGAAGAUUUGUAGCUGAACGAGCUCGUAAUCAUAUUGUGAAUCUUACAUCACUUGGACCUCGUAUUGCUGGCAGUUAUGAGAAUGAAGUAUUAGCUGUUAAAUUUCUAAUUACAACGAUCAAUAAUAUAAUUAAAGGAGCCCAUGAAAAUCAUAAAAUUCUCUUGGAUAUCACAAAACACAGCGGUGCAUUUCCUCUUAAAUUUCUGGAUGGAAUGACUAAUGUAUAUAGAAAUGUACAGAAUGUUAUUGUCAAGAUUGGACCUCAUAGACCUACAAUGCAUAGCUUACUGCUUAAUUGCCAUUUUGACACAUUUUUUGAAAGCCCAGGUGGUUCGGAUGAUGGGGCUGGUUGUGCCGUAAUGCUCGAGGUUUUACGAGUAAUUAUCCAAAGCCCAACAAUAUUAAAACAUAGCAUUGUAUUUUUAUUCAACGGAGCAGAAGAAAAUGUAUUAGAGGCAUCUCAUGGUUUUAUAACACAGCAUCUCUGGGCAAAGGAAAUACGAACAUUCAUAAACUUAGAGGCAUGUGGUGCAGGUGGUCGGGAAUUAUUAUUUCAGGCUGGACCUUAUAAUCCUUGGAUUCUUGAGGUUUAUGCUAAAUCCGUACCAUAUCCUUAUGCAUCGUCAUUAGCUCAAGAAAUAUUCGAGAGUGGUAUUGUACCUGGAGACACGGACUUUCGAAUAUUCAGAGAUUUUGGAAAAAUUUCCGGCCUUGACUUUGCAUGGUCAACCAAUGGUUAUGUGUACCAUACUAAGUUCGAUACUGUUGAUCAGAUACCACUUGGUACUCUGCAAAGAACUGGUGAUAAUAUUCUUGCUUUAACAAAAGGAAUAAUAUUCGAAAAUUAUUUAUCGGACACUAGUAUUCACAGAAUGCCUGGAAGUCUUGUGUUCUUCGACUUUUUGGGUGCAUUUGUUGUUCGAUGGCCACAAUAUAUCGCCAGUACAAUCAAUGUCGCUAGUAUGAUUAUAGCUGGGUACUCUAUCCAUUUGAAUAUGCAGAGUGCACGUAGAAAUAUUAAUAGAUUGGUAUAUGCAAAACACGUGGCAAUAUGCGUGGGAGCGAUCGUCGCCUCGUGGAUAGUAUCUACAUCCUCUUGUACAGUAAUCGCCUUGACAUUGACCAAAUUAGGAAAAGUAAUGAGUUGGUAUGCAAGACCGGCGUGGCUGUUCUUUUUAUAUAUUUGUCCGACCACUUUCAUGUCAAUGAUUGUGUUCCUAUAUAUAGGAUCGAAACAAAAAAAGGAAAUUAACUCUGCAUGGAUUUUGUUUCAAAUGUAUUGUGAUGCGUACGCUAUAAUAUGGAUGUGGACUUUAUUCGUAUGUAUUUUAUUUGAGAUACGAUCAGGCUUCAUACCGCUGCAUUGGGUUCUAUUUCCGGCAGUCGGGAAUAUUAUACGACACAAUUUCUUCGGCAAAUGUAGAGAUUGGAGAUGGCUUUGCUACCAUUUGGGAAUACUGAGUUUGUCUUAUAUACAGUCGUUUUAUUUGGCGAUUGGAGCUCUCUAUCUCUUUAUUCCCAUAAUGGGUCGAAGUGGUGGCAGUAUUAAUUCCGAAAUUGUAAUGGGUAUUAUGUUGUCGGUAUUAUUCUCCCUAUUACUCAGCUUUACGUUACCAAUAGUGCUGCUAAUAAAGAAUGCGGAGCGAAUUAUAAGUGUGAUAAUCGGGAUAUUCUUAGUCGCUAUUGCUGUGUUAAUUCUAACACCACUCGGAUUUCCUUACAGUGGUGAUCCAUCAUCGCCUGCUGCACAACGAUUCAUGAUCGCGCACAGCCAACGUCAGUAUUACAAUGCAGAUGGUAACCUUAGGUACUCCGAUACAGGAUAUUGGAUAGUAGAUUUAGAUAUGAACAGUCCACACAGCGUAGAAUCAACAGUACCUGAAGUGGCUACUGCGAUACCAACAGCUAAAGAUUGUGAGAAAGAAUUAUAUUGUGGUUUUCCAUAUUUAAUGCCGGUUACAACUUUCUUAUGGAGAACAAGUUGGAUAUCUGGACCCGCCCCGCUCAUAAGUGUUCCUACAAAUCUCGAGCUCAUUUCGAAGACACGAUACGCCAAUGUCGUCUUAAAUCAACAGCCCCUGGUUAAUUUCACAUUCAACGUUACAGGUCCCGAUCACAUAGGUAUAAUUUUGUCUCCAUACAAAGGUGUUCAUCUAGAGAAAUGGACUGUAUCCGAAGGGAAACCACUUCAAGGUCCUAUGUGGAACGACAGAGAGACUUACUUCAUCUAUUAUGCGUGUGCCUCAGAUUGUGUGCCAUAUAUAUUUUCUAUCGAAUUAAGUGUGCCCGCAAUGCAGAAAGGGCCGUGUUUAUCCAUCGCAUUAGCUGGCCACUUUUUACACGGUGAACACCAAAGAUCUCUAAGAUUCAAAACCUUUUUAGCACAGUUCCCUUCAUGGGCUGUCAUUAAUCCUUGGACUGCAACAUAUACAUCAUGGGAAUUUUAACAAGGAUCUUAUCGAAGAUUUCAGCAAGAUGGUAUGGUAGACAUGAAGCAAUAUUAUCACAUGGCAGAACAGCCCGUGUUAAUUAACAAACCUAACUAAAUGGUACUAUGUUCGAAAUGGAUAACGUAAUUUGGUCGCUUAAAUAUUUAGACUUGGCGUUUAACAUUUCUUAGAUUGUCGACUUACUGAGUAUCGGCGAACAUGUUAACGAAAUGUUAAAGCCGUAAUGAAGAGAUGUUCUCUCAUUCUGAGUUUAUAUAAAUUUUUACUAGUGUUAACAAAACAUUUUUAGUGUUAACAGAAUGAUGUCAAAUUAGCAUAAGAUGUUAAUUUUUAUCGAAAACGUAAAUAAUGCAAACGGGAAUAUUUCCCCGAAUGCUUUUAACAGUGAUAAUUAUCAUUACUUUUUCUAAGGACAUACGGUAAUAUUGCAUAUCAUAAGCACAUUGUAACAAAAUUCUAUUUAUCAAUAGUAGAAAUUAUCAAUCGUCUAAGAUGGGCUUGAGAGCACAUUAUUCUAUGCGUUAUUUGUCAAUUUCUCAUAGAAAAAAAUAGCGCCACGAAAAAUAAUCUUUCAUCUAAAUCUAGAAAUUACAUACAUAACAUAGCAACUGUGAUUGCAUAAUGUGCAUGCAUACAUGCAUUGAUGCGUGAAACACUCUCUUAGUAAACUUCACAAAUUUAUAGAUUUUAUAUUAUAUAUCAGUACUAAAUAAUUACUAAAUUACCUUCCUAAGUAACAAUUAACCAUUGCAUGAAUAGCAUGUAAUAAAUUGAGCAUGAAUUACACGAGAGCUAUUUAAAGUAGACCGUCUUAUUUCGGAAUAUCUUAGAGCAAUGUUCAGAAUUAUUUAUUUAAAUGAAGCGAUUUUCAAAAGUUAUGUCUUCUUAUUUCCUCUUGCCGCUUUAGCUCGCCUAGCGGGCUAUGCAAUUGACAGUUGCAGUGAUCAGCUUCAGUCAACCGUUGACAUUGUGCGAAGUCUGUUCCUAAUAUCUGAAAAGUUCUUAUCGAAACAAUUCCUUUAUAUAUAAUAUAAUUAAUAUAUUAUAAUUUUAAUAAUAUAUAAAUGUAUAUUGUUAACGUAUAAAAAUAUAUAUGAAGGAGUUGUUUUGAUGAGUUAAUUUGUAUGAAGUUUCAGAUAUUAGGAACAGACUUCGCACAAUGUCAACGGUUGACUAAGGCUGAACGCCACAACUGUGAGUUGCACCGUCGAGCCUCCAGCAAGAGCAACAAACUGGAGAGACAAAGGAAAAUAAAGGAAACAUAAAAUCGUAUCAUUUAUAUAAAUAAUUCCGAGCAUUCUUAGAGCUUGCGUAAAUUCGAUAGUUCAAUAUUUAAUCAGCUAUAUUUGUUAUUUGAUACGAAAUGUGAUUCAAUGCUGUCGUUUACGAACAAAGUACCUAACAAUAACAGGCAGUAUAAAUGACAGCACGAGAAUAAUAUUUUACAUUCCCUUUGUCCUAGUUUUAAAAGAAAUGAUAAAAA
This is a messenger RNA of Dinoponera quadriceps, 4356 nucleotides long. RefSeq names its product endoplasmic reticulum metallopeptidase 1-like. Gene Ontology annotation, biological process: proteolysis. The record is from RefSeq and is a predicted model, not a curated record. NCBI's taxonomy places the organism in Eukaryota, Metazoa, Arthropoda, Insecta, Hymenoptera, Formicidae. Bases 195 to 2870 code for a protein of 891 amino acids. The transcript has 14 exons. Gene Ontology annotation, molecular function: metalloexopeptidase activity.